Eurytemora carolleeae is the source of this 1073-nucleotide messenger RNA. RefSeq names its product 3-hydroxybutyryl-CoA dehydratase-like protein, mitochondrial. Bases 1 to 897 code for a protein of 298 amino acids. Gene Ontology annotation, cellular component: mitochondrion. Gene Ontology annotation, molecular function: enoyl-CoA hydratase activity. The transcript has 12 exons. Gene Ontology annotation, biological process: fatty acid beta-oxidation. Lineage: Eukaryota; Metazoa; Arthropoda; Copepoda; Calanoida; Temoridae. The record is from RefSeq and is a predicted model, not a curated record.
AUGAAGUUCGAAAGUAAAGAGGGGAAGGUUAUAAGAAUAAUGUUUGCUGUUAAGCCAAAAAUUGGAAAUUUUAUGUCUUUUAGAUGUUUACUACGAUCUUCUGAGAGAGGGAAAUCGGAUCUUGUAACAUCAAACUUUUUAGAUGACCAGAAAAUCGCCGUGAUAACCCUGAAUAAUCCGAGUAAACUAAACGCCCUGACUGAACCAAUGGGGGACCAGCUCACAGCUCACGUGACCGAGCUCAAAAAUAAAACAAUUAGAGCUGCUAUAAUAACAGGAGCAGGGAAAGCUUUUAGCGCAGGGGGGGACCUGGAUUGGUUACUGCAAAGGCACAGGGAUACUCCAGACAAUAAUAUUCAGAUUAUGCAACAAUUUUAUCAAAGAUUUCUUGUUCUCCGAACAUUGGAAGUUCCUAUAAUCGCCGCAAUAAAUGGUGCUGCAGUAGGAGCUGGAUUCUGCCUGGCUUUGGGAGGAGCAGAUAUUAGAGUUGCAUCAUCCCAAGCUAAGAUGGGAUUAACAUUUACUAAGUUAGGAUUACAUCCGGGAAUGGCCGCAACACAUUUUCUACCACAACUUGCGGGUCCCCAGGUAGCAGCUGAGCUACUGUUAACUGGGCGACUUGUAACAGCAGGUGAAGCUGUCAGCAUGGGUCUGGUUGCCAGGCAGGCGGACGAUGCAUUGGAAGCAAGUUUAACAAUUGCACGGGAUAUUUGUAAUUCUGCUCCUAUAGCAGUACGUACAACCUUGGAAACCUUAAGGUCGAAACAGGACUUGGGGCUGGACCAGGCUUACAGGAGGGAAGCUACAGCCCAGGCUGAGUGUUACCCCUCCCAAGAUUUAAAGGAGGGAGUAACGGCACUGCAGGAGAAGAGAAAACCGGUUUUUACCGGAAAUUAACCGCGCUGACCUAAACAAUUUAAUUCUUAAAUCAUUUGAAAAAGUCUGAUUCUUCUUCCACAUUAAGUGAAGGGGAGAUUUUUCGAAGACAAAAAAUGUGGUCUUUUGAAAUUAAAUCAAUUAUUUUAAUUGAAAUUUUUUAAAUCCAUGAAAGAUAGUGUAACCUAAUUUUUCAA